CCCGAGGAGGAGGCGGGGGGGCAUCGCUUUGCCUCAUCUCUCUUCGGACGGGAGGUGCCACCCGGCAGCUCCCCUCCGGAGUUUGAGGGGUGUAAGCGCCUCGUUAGAAGCGUGGAAGUCGGCGCAGGAUUUGCCAGCCUCGAAAACACGGUUUCAGUCCUUCGGUCUCUGAUAGAGGCAGUUCUGGGCAGGCGAUGGGGUGUUUGGAGCGGUCAGACUUUCCCUUGAUCGGCAGCGCGAGCUUUAUCGUUAACAAAAACGUGUUGCUUUUGAUUUUAGAACAUCGGCACUUCGUCAGGGCUUACAGCUUGGCGAACAGCUGCUCUAAAUGGGAUAGCGUUGCCCGAGACAAAGUGAAGAAGGGACUGUAAGGGCCACAGACUUAUUUCCUUUCUCUGUAAGAAGCCACGGAAAUAGAGGCUGGGUGAUGUCCCAUGGCAGGGGGUUUGGAACUAGAUGAUCUUUAAGGUCCCUUCCAACCCUAACUAUCCUAUGAUUCUAUGAUGUCCCAAGACGUUAACUCAUGGGAGAGGAGCGAACUACAUAUUAAACAACUUUGGUAGUUGAAUUUUUACAGAGAUAGAGGCUGGAUGAUGUCCUAAGACAUGAACUGAUCGGAGGGGAGCAAACCACAUAUUAAACAGCUUUGGUAGUUGAAUUUUGUAUGAGGUGCAGAUUUAUUUUUUUUUUUUUGCUGGUGCGUGUCAUGGCCAUAAAGAAUGACUGAAGUCAAAAUGUGUUCCCACACCACCAUUCUCCCUUAUUCGCGUUGCAGAAAUGAUUCUAAAAGAGACAGAAUAACAAAGAAAAAGGUUGCAAACUUCUGUGCCUGCCCUUUUAGAAGAUGAUUUUAUUAAAGGUGGAUAAGAUAGUGGACCAGCUGCAGCAGUUUGUUCAGACCUAUGAUCUGGCCGCCCUGCGGGAUUACUGGAGUUAUCUGGACCGACGCCUUUUCAGCCGUUUGGAAGACGUGUACCGGCCAACAGUGAACAAGCUGAAAACCAGCUUAUUCCGAUACUACCUUGUCCAUACUGUUCAGACUGGCCGCAAUGACAAGGCGCAGGAGUUUUUCCUCAAGCAAGCCUCCGAGCUCCAGAACCAGGCAGAGUGGAAGGAUUGGUUUGUCCUGCCCUUCCUCCCCACCCCAGACUCCAACCCCACCUUUGCCACGUAUUUCUCACGCCAGUGGGCAGAUACGUUUAUUGUGUCUCUGCACAACUUCCUGAGCGUCUUAUUUCAGUGCAUGCCAGUUCCAGUCAUUUUGAACUUUGAAGCUGAAUGUCUCAGGAGCAGUCUCAUACAAGAAGAAAACGAAUCGUUGCGGCAUAAGCUGUUUGCUUUGCAGGCUGAAUCCUCUCGCAUGAAGAAAGAGGAACUGGAGGGGGAACAACUUGUGCAUCACAAGUUGCCUGCAUAUGUGGCCAACAUGGAUCGACUAGGGGACUCUGAGCUGGAUAUGACCUGCAGCCAGAGGAAUACUGCACAUUCUCUUCAGUCCCGGGGAGGCUUUCUGUCCUCUUUUCUCUCCCAAAGUAAAAAGGGCCCUUCCAGGCCAGCCCAUCCAAGUGGGGCUUCUCCAACACAGACUGGCAGUACGCUGCUAGGGAAGAAAGAACCAACAAAUCACCAGAGUGCCAAGGGAAAAGAAGGAGCAGUGAGCUGUAAGGAUGGGAAGAACCACUUCAGCGGGAUAGUAGCAGGGGAAUCAAGCUUCCUGCAGCAGCGGCAGAAGCGGUUGCAAGAACACGGGAAGGAAAGGAAGGAACUGCUGUCAAAAGGGACCUUCCAGGGCCAAAGUGCUGAGAAGAAAACGGAUAUUAGCACAGCUGAGACAGAACUAUGCUCAGAGAUGAAUGCUGAGCAAGCAGAUACGUCAACCAAAACACCCGCCAGCAGUGCAGAGGCUGUAGGGGUCCGGCAGGAGCAGCCUUUCAUUGUCCUGAGCCAGGAGGAGUAUGGGGAGCACCAUUCAUCCAUCAUGUACUGCAGGGUCGAUUGUUCUGGACGGAGGGUGGCCAGCUUGGAUGUGGACGGGGUCAUCAAAGUCUGGUCUUUUAACCCCAUAAUGCAAACUAAAGCGUCAUCCAUUUCCAAAUCUCCAUUGCUGUCUCUGGAAUGGGCCACCAAACGUGAUCGGCUGCUAUUGCUUGGCAGUGGGGUCGGAACGGUUCGUCUUUAUGACACAGAAGCAAAGAAGAAUCUCUGUGAAAUCAGCAUUGAUGAAGACAUGCCCAGGAUCCUCUCCCUUGCCUGCAGCCCAAGUGGUGCCUCCUUUGUCUGUUCUGCAGCAGCUCAGAGCCCCAUCUCCCACCUGGACUUCUCAGCAGUCAGCUCUGGGGGCAAAAGCAUGAACCAAGUUCCUGGGAAGCUGCUACUGUGGGACACUAAAACAAUGAAGCAGCAGCUGCAUUUCUCGCUGGAGCCUGAGCCCAUUGCUAUUAACUGCACAGCCUUCAACCAUAAUGGCAACCUGCUGGUCACUGGGGCUGCAGAUGGAAUUGUUCGUCUUUUUGAUAUGCAGCAGCAUGAGUGCGCCAUGAGCUGGAAGGCACAUGACGGGGAAGUCUACUCUGUUGAGUUCAGCUAUGAUGAGAACACAGUCUACAGCAUAGGCGAGGAUGGCAAGUUUAUUCAGUGGAAUAUUCACAAAAGUGGCUUGAAGGUGUCCGAGUAUGAUCUUCCUAGUGAAGCUACGGGUCCUUUUGUUCUGUCUGGGUACAGUGGCUACAAGCAAGUCCAAUUCCCACGAGGAAGGCUUUUUGCUUUUGAUUCUGAAGGCAACUAUAUGUUGACGUGUUCUUCUACUGGAGGAGUCAUUUUUAAGUUAAAUGGUGAGGAGAAGGUUCUGGAGAACUGCCUUUCCCUGGGAGGACAUCGAGCUCCUGUUGUCACAGUGGAUUGGAGUACAGCCAUGGACUGCGGGACCUGCCUCACUGCUUCUAUGGAUGGGAAGAUUAAAUUAACCACCUUACUGGCUCAAAAGUCUUAACCUGGACAGUAGUGAAAGGAAAGAGUGACAGACUUCACAAACAGUGUUAACUCCACAGGAACAAACUGCAUGGGAGAGAAGGCAAAUCAUAGUCCCUCUUCUCAUUGUAGAUUUUGCCUCCUGACAAAUGUUAAAUACAUUUGCGAAACCACUGUGCAACGGAAUGCUGUAUGGGACUGGAUAAGUGGCAGCACUGAAUAAUAAGUCUCCACUGACCCAAUGUGGUGGUUGGACUCCCUCCAUUGGGAAGUCUUGAGAUACCUGGCCAGAAGGCUGCUGGGGUCGUAUUGAGGAUUCUGCAGACGGAGGUGAGGCUGGAGAAGGCAUGCAGGAGGCAGUACAGCGCAUAGUGUUAAGAUGGCUCAAACUGGAAAGGCUGGUGUGACAUCAGAGUAUUCUUUCAGUAUAGCAUUUGUUGUUGUGCUUUUUUUUGUUUUACUUAUUUUUCCAUAAAAAGGAACUAUUCCGUUGCAC
This is a messenger RNA of Cuculus canorus (common cuckoo), 3463 nucleotides long. It is a transcript of the gene WDR91, whose product is annotated as WD repeat domain 91. The coding region runs from base 845 to 2989 and encodes 714 amino acids. The record is from RefSeq and is a predicted model, not a curated record. Gene Ontology annotation, cellular component: extrinsic component of endosome membrane; early endosome membrane; late endosome membrane. The transcript has 15 exons. Gene Ontology annotation, biological process: early endosome to late endosome transport. Gene Ontology annotation, molecular function: phosphatidylinositol 3-kinase regulator activity; protein binding. Lineage: Eukaryota; Metazoa; Chordata; Aves; Cuculiformes; Cuculidae.